Molecule: messenger RNA, 793 nt
Organism: Sphaeroforma arctica JP610
Lineage: Eukaryota; Ichthyosporea; Ichthyophonida
Product: CMGC/CDK/CDK10 protein kinase
Exons: 5
Coding region: 218-745 (175 amino acids)
Biological process (GO): regulation of mitotic cell cycle; protein phosphorylation
Cellular component (GO): nucleus
Molecular function (GO): cyclin-dependent protein serine/threonine kinase activity; ATP binding
Source: RefSeq, a predicted model, not a curated record
CGGAAAGUUCAGCAGAGCGGGACAGGCGUUCAGCGUCGACAUCAGCAGCGUGUUCGCCACGUGAAUACAUUCUGCCACACUCCUGAUAGAUUGAUCCAUCAGCUUUCAAUUGCGGACGGGUGCUGUAUUGCUGUGCUAAAAUAUCACCGGUAGAUCUGACAGUUCUGCGAAGGGUGCAGGAGUGGGUUGUGCUUGUAGAUCGGCAGUGGCAUUCACUAUGUCUCAGAAGCUUGUCUCCUUGACAACGGGGCUCGUAACAACCGUUCCAGAUGGAUCUCUGAGAGGUAAAACGCGGGAUAUCAAAGAUUACAAAAUCAUGAAUCAAAUUGGAGAGGGCACCUACGGCAUUGUUUAUAGAGCAUUAGAUAUAGAAUCUGGGGAAAUAGUUGCCCUGAAGCGAGUGCGUAUGGAGCAGGAGAACAGUGGUCUGCCCAUCAGCGCCCUCCGAGAGAUCACUCUGCUGCGCAAAUUGCAACAUCCAAACAUUGUUCACGUCCAGGAUAUGGCAUCCGGCGUCACGCUUAAGAGCAUAUAUGUUGUCAUGGAGUACUGUCACCACGACCUGGGCAAGCUCCUAGCACACAUGCCUGUGGCAUUUCUGGAGUCAGAGGUCAAAUGCCUGGUGCUGCAGUUGCUCGAGGGUGUGCGUUACUUACACAGACGGUUCAUCAUCCAUCGGGAUCUGAAGGUGUCCAAUCUCUUGCUCACAGACAAGGGCAUCUUGAAAGUGGCAGAACAUUGUUAGUGUAUUUGGGCUGGAUGCCCUUGUACACCAGGAACAAUGGUCCAUGCG